This is a messenger RNA of Mus pahari (shrew mouse), 3391 nucleotides long. It is a transcript of the gene Spef1, whose product is annotated as sperm flagellar 1. Bases 2035 to 2739 code for a protein of 234 amino acids. The transcript is spliced from 7 exons. The record is from RefSeq and is a predicted model, not a curated record. Gene Ontology annotation, molecular function: microtubule binding. Gene Ontology annotation, cellular component: axoneme. NCBI's taxonomy places the organism in Eukaryota, Metazoa, Chordata, Mammalia, Rodentia, Muridae. Gene Ontology annotation, biological process: regulation of cytoskeleton organization.
UCCUUCUUUCAGUGCCCAGCCCCUUCCCUCAUGGCUCUUCCUUUCUGAAGCCUUCAGGUUCCAGCCAAGGAAAAGCCUGGUCAGGGUAGGUAACUCUCAGUACCAAACCGGUUUUCCCACCUUGACUAGGGCUGGUAUAUUACCCCUGGUAAAUCCCCAAACCCAACAUAGCCCAGCCACCAGGAAUGUGAAGGGGUGGGGGAUAUCUAAGUCACCCUUUGUGCCUUGUUUACCUUAGGUGGGGGCCAGAAAGGUUGAGUCUUAUAUUUCUGACACUAGGGGAUUACCUCCCUUGGAAAUUUGUUUUGUUUUUUUAACACAAAUUUUGUUUUAUUUGUAUUAAGGUAGGGAGGAACCAGGGCCUAUAGCAAUCCUGGUAAGUGGCUCACUGCUGAGCCACACUUUCCCUUGAAAGUUUUGAAACAAAGUCAAGCAAAGGGAUUGAGAUUCCAUAUGACAUCACCCCUUCCUCUAGUUGGGAGCCUGGAGGAGAGGACCAGAAAGUCUAGUCUAUCCUGUGGGCUUGCUCUGGAGUAAGUAGGAGGGAGCAGUGGCCUUUUCUCUAGAUAUCCCUGGCUAAUCCAGGACCUUUGUCCCAAGUUCCAAGUCAACUCUCUUUGGUCUGUUGCCUGCCAACAAGAAUCUCUUCUACUGGACUCUUAUGAUUUAACACAAGCUGGUGCUAAUACGGCUCUUUUUUUUUUUUGUGCUAGGUGUCAAACACUCAGGUGCCCUAAUGGAGUAACAAAAGCCAUGACAAACAGGCAGAGAGGUUCAGUAAUAUGCCCAGCCCCACAUCCAUUAGCCUAUUGGAAGCAAACUUUCUCCUUCUCGGAGAAAGUUUAGUACUUUGUGUUUCUUCCCCAAGGAGGGACCUGUGUUCCCAGCCCUCCUGGUUGCAGAAAUCAAUUUCCAGUUCAGACCAGCCUUUAGAGGGAAGCAAGGACCUUGGCCGUGUCUGUGGAAGCUGUUUUUUGUACAGCCGACGUGCAGUCCCCCCAAACCCAUACAAAUUCAAGAUACUUACACUUUUUUUUUUUUUUUUACUAUUUGUAAAUUACUUUCCAAGUACAUCUUUGGGACAAGAAACUGAAAACUUUCCAUUUUACAAAGGAAAUAGGGUUAAGGAAUUAAAUGACCUUCCCUAAGAAACUAGCCUUCAUCUGCUCUCCCUGGGAGUCUGGGUUACAUAUGAAAGGCUCCAGAAGAGCACAUUGCUGGGAUGUGGAAAUGGCAAUGACCCUAGGCCUGCAGUUUCAGGGAAGGGAGCUGUUGAGAGCACUAUUAAACAGCGUGUCAGAGGCGUGAGAGGAGGGUUAGUGGUUAGGGUACUGCCUGUGCUUCCACAGGAUCCAGAUUUGGUUCUUAGCACCAACAUGGUGGCUCACAACCAUCUCUAAAACCAGUUCCAGGGGGGAUCCAACACCUGUCUUUUGAGUGCACCCAGCACACGCAUGGUACACACACACACAUAUAUAUAUAUAUACAGGUAAAACACCCAUACCCAUAAGAAAAUAAUUUCCAAAUAAACAACUUAUCACACGAUCUUGAUAUGUAUAUUAGCAGAGCUCUGCCUCCCGCCCCAAUGGUGACUUGUGUGGUAAUGCUGCUAUGCUGCUUCCUGUAGGGCUGAUAAAUGACACAGAAAGGGAAAGGGGCUUGGGGACAUAGUAGAUUUUCGUAAAGCCCAGAAUGAGUCAAUGAUUGUUCAGCAGGUGGUGUUGGCAGAUAGGUGAUGCCUUCUUGGAGAGAAAGGAAGAUAUAAGAACAGUCAACUGCCCUUUCAAAGUUGGGCCCAGGGGAAGGUAACAUGGAAAAACUACAACUCCCAGAAGUCUCUGUUUCCAGGCAAGUAGCGACGGUUGCUAUGGUUUCGGAAAACAAUAUGGCUGCUCCCAGAAGGGAUUUGAGUCUGUGAGGAAUAAAGACCCAAACGUAUAUUUGAACGCUCCCAGUUGCGAGAGGAGGCAUUUCAAGGGUCCUGGGGCUGGCGCUGGGCUCUGUCGGGAACGUUGAGGCCUUGCUCUGGAUCCAAUGGAAAGCAGCGUGGAUGAGGAGGCUCUGCACCAGCUGUACCUCUGGGUAGACAACAUCCCUCUGUCCCGACCCAAGAGAAACCUCUCCCGGGACUUCAGUGACGGAGUCCUGGUUGCAGAGCUUAUCAAGUUUUACUUCCCCAAGAUGGUGGAGAUGCACAAUUAUGUCCCUGCCAACUCUCUCCAGCAGAAGCUCAGCAACUGGGGUCACCUGAACAGAAAGGUGCUGAACAAGCUGAACUUCUCGGUCCCCGACGAUGUGAUGCGGAAGAUUGCACAGUGUUCUCCGGGGGUAGUGGAGCUAGUGCUCAUUCCACUGAGGCAGCGCCUGGAGGACCGGCAGAAGCGCCAGAAGCUGGGUGUUGGCUCCUUACAGGAGCUGGUUCCUCAGGAUAGCAGUGGCUACAUGGAUAUGGGUUUGCCCCAGAAGGUUCGAGGAGAGGGAGCCCCAGCCUUGGGAGAGCAGCUCAGAGAGGGCCGUCCAUUGGCUUCCCGACCUCCUGGGUAUAACCAGACGCUGCAGGGUGAUCCGAGCUUCGUCCUCCAGAUCGCUGAAAAGGAGCAGGAGCUGUUGGCCUCUCAAGAGACAGUACAGGUCCUUCAGAUGAAGGUGAAGCGUCUGGAACAUCUGCUCCAACUUAAGAACGUGCGCAUCGAUGAUCUCUCCCGGCGGCUCCAGCAGGCCGAGCGCAAGCAGCGGUGAGCGGUGCCAGGGCUGCGCGGGGCUUCCCAGUACCCGCCGGAGCCCAGACGCCGCGACCCACCCACUCACCUGCGGACGCAAGGUUGGGAGGGCGGAGCGAGCUGCUCACUAGCGCGCCUUCUGCAGCUAUGGCGCUCGGCUGCGGAGGGUUCGGGCGAACGUGGGGGUGCUCAACGCCGAGGCCGGGGACUGAGCCUCCUCACACUCCAUCUGGGUCCAGGAAAAAGGAUCACUUUCCACAACCCAGAAAACCUGUACGAACACACCGCAUGACCUCCCACACCACUUUGAAGCUCCCGGCUCUGGGCCUGGAGAGGCGGUCCUCUGUCUCGUUCCACUCCUCUAGAACCGGUUCCUUUCUCAGCGUAGAAGAUAGCUUCAUCUCUUUCCUUGCUAAAUCUUCAAGGCCUCAGACACUCGAGAAAUUAUCCCCGGAAGCUGAGGAAUUCUCUUGCCCAUCGUGUGUGUUGACCGGGGACCAGUUUCAGGGCUGGAUAUCACAGCAGCUGGAGAGGAAGGGAUAAGGUGUUGAAGUAGGCGGGAGUAAGGGAGGCAUCCAGCUGUGCAAUCGCUCUCCUCUCAGGGAGCAUUCUAAGGGGUGCCUGGGAAGGUAGGGCAGAGUUGUCUCCAUUAAAGGUGCUGUUGUACAUUA